This is a messenger RNA of Cynocephalus volans (Philippine flying lemur), 475 nucleotides long. RefSeq names its product ATP synthase F(0) complex subunit C2, mitochondrial-like. Gene Ontology annotation, biological process: proton motive force-driven ATP synthesis; proton transmembrane transport. The transcript has a single exon. The record is from RefSeq and is a predicted model, not a curated record. NCBI's taxonomy places the organism in Eukaryota, Metazoa, Chordata, Mammalia, Dermoptera, Cynocephalidae. Gene Ontology annotation, molecular function: proton transmembrane transporter activity.
UCUCUGCACUGGGAGCAGCUCUCCUGCCACAACCCCUCACCCCUUGAAAAUGUUUGCUUGCUCCAAGUUUGUCUCCAUCUCCUCCUUGGUCAGGAGCACCUCUCAGCUGCUGAGCUAACCACUGUCUACAGUGGGAUUGAAAUAAUCAGAGACACUGACAGAUGAGAGCCUCAGCAACUUGGAAGUCCCGCGUCCCCUGACCUCACUUGUCCCUAGCCACAACUUCCAAACCAGUGCCAUUUCAAUGGACGCUGACACAGCAGCCAAGUGCAUUGGGGCUAGGGCUGCCACAGUUGGGGUACCUGGCUCUGGGGCUGGGAUUGGGACUGUGUUUGGGAGUCUCAUCACUGGUUAUGCCAGGAACCCUUCUCUGAAGCAACAGCUCUUCUCCUACACCAUUCUGGGCUUUGCCCUCUUGGAGGCCAUGGGGCUCUUUUGCAUGAUGGUGACCUUUCUCAUCCUGUUCGCCACGUGA